This is a messenger RNA of Ciona intestinalis (vase tunicate), 1483 nucleotides long. The record is from RefSeq and is a predicted model, not a curated record. Lineage: Eukaryota; Metazoa; Chordata; Ascidiacea; Phlebobranchia; Cionidae.
UAUGUUUGUAUAGCGUUUGUAUGCUUCUUUGUGAAAGAUUAUAUUGUACUAUUUAGUUGCCUGCAGAGUUUAGUAACGGAGUUUUAGGCGCAUACUUGUUCGCGCUAUGAUAAUGAAUCUAUGGAUGUAACCUAUAUGCGUGUUGAGCGUGUAAGUUUAUAACUGCGUUUUGUGUACCAGCAGGUUACUGUUAGGUUUUGUAAACGGUCAAUAUGUCAAGUUUAUUGCAAAUAAUCAACCAGACUCUGCAAUCUGGGAACCAUCAGCAAAUAUUAUCUUUGCUCAAGGGGAUCAGGAAUGGAAUAGUGUACGGAGUAAAGAUACGUUUUCCUCACGCGCUUGUGAUGACUUUCCUUUUCAAAGAUGUUCCAUUAAAAGACAAAAUUCGUUUAAUAUUGCGAGCCACUUACCAGCACGCAAGGAACUUAGCGCAGUUCACGUUUUUAUACAAACUUUUGACGACGACUUUAUCCAAAACAUCCUCGAAACCCAGCGUUGGUAAAAACCCGCUUCAUGUGAUUCCCGCAGCUGCGUUUGCCGGGUAUCUUGUGUUUGGGGAGAAAAACCCGAUCAAUAUGCAGAUCAACAUGUACCUUCUGUCGCGCAUAAUAUUUGGUCUGUGUCGAGUUGCGACGGAACGAGGUUAUUUUCCGUCAGAAGAAAAAUUAAACGGGGUCAAAAUAUUCCCUGUGUUUGCUGCAACAAUGUGGGGGGUGGUGUUAUGGUUAUUUGAGAACCAUAAACAUACUUUGCAACCCUCCCUCCAAGCUUCAAUGACUUAUUUAUAUCAUGAUAGCAAUAAAUGGAAUAAUAUUUGGGAUUUUUUGGUCUACAAUAAAUUACCGUAAAUAUUUUUGAAUAAGGUUUUUAAUUUAUGAUAAAUUGUCUUUAUAUACAGGGCAUGCACUAUAACAUUUGUGCAAUGUAAAACUAAAAGACCAAUAUAAUUAUUUUUUUUCUUGCUAUACUUCCUGUCACUAAUGAAGUUCCACCUAUUUAAAACAAAAUAUGCAAAAGUUCUUUUUAAUAAGUGAAUAUAACUGAUUGUUCCUCGCAUGGGCGGGAAAAUAUGGGAGUUAUAACAUGGGUGUUUCCUAUAGGUUUCUUAAGUUACCUUCAUUCGUAUUUAGACAAUUGUUCCCAAACCUAUUUCAGUUGAUUUUUAUAUAUAUUUUACCCAGUGUUGUUUAGUAUUGUGCAGUUUAAAGUAAUUAUAAUCUUUAAUAAGAUUGACAAAAUCUACUUCAAAUUAAAUCAUAUUACUUGUUUGCUAAAUCAAAAUUUUAUUUGUUGUAAUUAUAAUCAUUAAUACAAAAUCCGUUUGUUUUGUAGUAAAUUAUUUAUAUACAGAUAUUAAUCGUUGUGUUAAUUGCAAAUUGAAGUGGUAAUGUAAAUCAGUGCCCGUAUAUAAACUCUGAUUUAUAUAAAUGUUUUGGUCAAAUCUUGGAAAUUAUUUUAAAAUACACCCCGUUUUCGCGAAGAG